This is a messenger RNA of Dracunculus medinensis (Guinea worm), 807 nucleotides long. Lineage: Eukaryota; Metazoa; Nematoda; Chromadorea; Rhabditida; Dracunculidae. The record is from the annotation of a GenBank genome assembly.
AAAGGAAAUUUCGGUGAUUCAAUUAGUGAUAUUCCAAAUGGUUUGGUUGUUGCAAAUGGAAUUGCCGCUGCAUUAAAGCAGAUACCAAGAUGGAUGAAAUUUAACAGCUGUCACACGUAUUUUUGUGCAAAAGCUGGGAAUAACAUUUAUGUUGAAUAUCGAGUUGAAGAGAUUUGCACAAAUGAUGAAUUCUGUACAUACGAAGUGCAAGCGUUCCAAAAUGGAAAAAUUAUCCUGAAAUCUCAGUUAUCUUUCCAAAAAGUUGGUGCAAUUUUGGAAUCUAUUGCUCAUCAGUGCCACAUGCCAGUAACUCCAGUACCAGAUUUCUGUUCAACAGUUUCAGAAGCAAUUGAUCAAUUAUUAGAGGAACGAAAUGAGGAAUCAGCGUCAAUAUCAGAUGAAAUGAAGGAAUUCGCAGAGCACAUCCGGCAGCAUCCAAUUAAUGAUAUUUUUGAUAUUCGGCUAGUUGACGCAGAUUCGUUUACAUCAGCUGUGAUGAAAGGAUUUUUUACAAAACUCUGGGCAAAAUCAAAGUUUGAAAUAAGUGAGUUGAUUGGUCGAGGAUUCUCGCCAAGCAAAUUGGUUCCUAUUGAUUAUUGCUUAUGGAUUCAUAGCGAUGAUAUAAAGAUGACCGACUGGUUAAUGUGUGAAAAUCAUUUUUCGAUUGCAAGUUUGUUGUAAAAGUUUGCAGAGUGUGGACGAGCGUUUAUCGAACAUCACCUAUGGACAAUAAAUGGAAAUUUAAUAUUAACAGCAACUUCAGAGACAAUUAUUCGAGGAAAUUUUAUUCUGCCGAUGCAAAAAUAA